AGCUACUUGAUCAUUCUCGUCGACAUCUUGCCGGCGCGGACGUAUCCGUCGCCAUGGCUUGUUUUGUUUUUCUUAUAUGUCUUAUAAUUUAUACGGCGAUAGUCACAACAUUUGUUAGCAUUGGUAAGACGUGCGAAGGACGACAUGAAAUAUACAUCGACUGUCCUGCCGGCCAAUGUAACCCCAAAACUUGUAACGACUUAGUGCAUCCACCUGGUUGUCCAGGAAAAAUACCACCAUGCCCAGGUGGCUGUGUUUGCGAAACCGGAUAUCUAAGAAAUGAGAAUGGAACAUGCAUACCGGAGGAACAGUGUUCUUACAUUUGCACCAAGAAACACGAAAGAUAUAUAAAUUGUUACGCUGGUCAAUGCAUUCCCGAAACUUGUGAAGAUUUGGAUAGACCGAUUAUAUGUCCUUUCAUAAUAGGACCAUGCCCUGGUGGCUGCAUGUGUGAAGAAGGAUACUUAAGACAAGAUGGAGAAUGUAUCAAGAUCGAAGACUGUCCUCCAAAACCUUGCGGAGGAAAUCAAACGUGGUUGUCCCCGUGCAACGCACCCUGUCCCUAUCCUCAAUGCCCAAGAGACGACAAGCCACCAUGCGCUGAGCUAAAACCAUGCUACCCAGGAUGUCAAUGCAAACCAGGUUAUAACAGAAAUUCAACUGGACUCUGUAUCCUGGCUUCGGAUUGUCCUUCGUACUCCACAUCUGACUAAGUCGGUUCGAGUCUUUGCAGAAACAAACUUAUUUGUAUUUGAUUUAUGAUAUGAUAGUACCCUUUCCCUUUUUAUGUUAUUCGGUCCAAUAAUUAUACAGUAUUUACACAAUGAAAA
Molecule: messenger RNA, 830 nt
Organism: Cydia fagiglandana
Lineage: Eukaryota; Metazoa; Arthropoda; Insecta; Lepidoptera; Tortricidae
Product: inducible metalloproteinase inhibitor protein-like
Exons: 5
Coding region: 54-713 (219 amino acids)
Source: RefSeq, a predicted model, not a curated record